Molecule: messenger RNA, 3429 nt
Organism: Penicillium alfredii
Lineage: Eukaryota; Fungi; Ascomycota; Eurotiomycetes; Eurotiales; Aspergillaceae
Product: forkhead domain protein
Exons: 1
Coding region: 1-3429 (1142 amino acids)
Biological process (GO): regulation of ribosomal protein gene transcription by RNA polymerase II
Cellular component (GO): nucleus
Molecular function (GO): sequence-specific DNA binding; DNA-binding transcription factor activity; protein binding
Source: RefSeq, a predicted model, not a curated record
AUGUCGUCGCAGACCAUGACUGCGCCAGCCGUGGGCCAUCGACCGCCUGAUCCAGGCCCUGAGAGUCCUAUAUAUGACUAUGGCUCCCACAACGACGCCUCGCCGUCCCAGCCUGGGAGCGACUCCGCCAUGCGCGACAUGCAGAAUAAUUCUGCCCCGUCGACUCCUCCCCAGGGCCUAUCCGCCACGAACUCGAUCGGAAUUAAGACUGAACCGACUGAAGACCAGAGCCUAUCGGCCCCGAGUAAUCAAAGAGAAUCCAACACGCAGUCCGCCGCCAGCGCGCUUCUAGCCCAGCUCCUCGGAAAUCAAUCUUCGCCGAACUCUGCUCCGGCUUCGACAGCACCACUCGCCGGCCUCCCGAAUGAGCGUCAGGAUGUUUCUGGAGAUGUGAAAAUGGAUGAGGCGUAUUCUCAAAUGCUUGACACUAUGGGCCCGGAUGUGACGACUGCCGAUCCGAAUUUACAACAGCCUUCGACCGUGGUAUCAGGAGGGAUGCAGGAUAUGUCGAAUGGAGACUCCUUUGGCGAUUCACUUGCCGGGCUCGGUGCCGCUCACCAAGGAGACAGCGCAGGACCUAAAACAUCAGAUGCAAUGGAAGGCCUCUCCGACCCACUCAACUCAAAGUCGAACCCGGAACAGCCCUCACUCCUGCCGCCCUUCGAUUUCGCCGCCGCCCCGAAAAAUGCGUUCGAGGCCCUUCAGCAGAACGAGCUGCUCACCGCCGCUUAUCUCUCACAGGGCGCCGAUCUGUCGGCCCUGGGAUAUCAGGAUGGCGCGGCAUCGGUUGCGGGCUCAGAACCUCGAAUCCAGGCGUUUGCCAAAUUAGAGUUUGAUGAUGGGCAUUUCUAUGUCAAUACCUACUCGUUCAUUCUUGGGCGAGAUGUUCGGGCCGCGCGCGCUGCCCAUCAGCGAGAGAUUCAAUACCGGCAGGCCGUGCGGAGCUCUCGAGCAAAGAGUUCCAGUGGAGGCAACACCUCGCACACGCCGAACCGGGUUAAACAGGAAGAAAGCGCUGCUAUGAUGGGAAGCGUUGUCAGUGAUCGAGGAGGUAUCAUGGGUUUCGACCCAGAUGUUCCUCCGCAUCUUCCGGCCAACAUCGAUCUCAGUCGGCGGUCCUCAAAAUCUUCAUAUGACGACUCUGUAGUGCCCUUGCACGCAACUCCUGCUCAAUUACAGUCGACCACAGACUACAAUGCGCUUGCCAUGCAGUCUCUUCAAGAAGGCAAUGGUGACGCGAAGCCUGUGGAUACGCUCGCUUUGCUUCCAUCUCCUGACUCCUGUCCUACGAUCCCUAUCCACCCCCCGACGACAGUCGACGGCAGCGCUGCUGGUCAUCGAGGCAUUUCCCGCAGGCACGUCCGCAUUGCCUACAAUUUUGACCGCAAUUUGUUCGAGAUGGAAGUGAUGGGCCGCAAUGGAGCGUUCAUCGGGGCUGACUGGCUCUCUCCGGGCCAACUUCGCCCGCUACACAGCGGGGAUUAUAUCCAGAUAGGUGGCGUGCGCAUCAGAUUUUUGCUACCUGAUGUCCCUAUUGGUGAGACAGGAGCCGAUCGGAUGGAAGCGCAGCUGGCAGAAGAAGAGGACGCCGCUUCGAUUGAUGCCGAACACGAACUCGAUGAGCCUGACAAGGUUGUCAGCGACAGCGCCGAGCCCAAGGAUUCUUCCAAGGUUGACCUAACAAGCAAAGAGACCGACGAAGUACCGUCCAUCGAAGCUGGAGAACAGCCGGCUCGCCGUCGCGGACCUGGUCGCCCUCCCAAGGAUGGGAUUAUGUCCAAGCGCGAGCGAGCAGAACUCGCCCGGGAACAGAAGAUGGCUGCCAAGCGAGAGGCUAAUGGAGGUGUCACCCCGCCGCCGAACCGGGGCAAGGCAGGGAAGACGACCACCAAGGAAUCCGUUGGCGCUGAGUCGCCCACGCCAAAGCCAUCUGAAAAACGCAAGUACACCAAGCGGAAGAAGCCCGAUGGCACAUCGGUGGAUGUUCCUAUUCCUUCGACGGAAGGCGGCCAGCUUCCUGCAGAGCAACGGCCCGAGGAAUCCAUCAAGCCUCCGCCGGUCAAGAAACGCAAGCCGUCACGAUCACCAUCUCCCAACUAUCCCCCGGAGUCCGCUUAUUCGCAAGAGGAUCUGGCCAAACCUCCUUACAACUACGCUGUGCUCAUCUUCGACGCCCUAACAGAUGCGGGUACCCCGAUGACGCUCAAGCAGAUCUACCGCGCGCUGAAGCUCAAGUAUCCUUACUUCCGUUUCAAGUGCGAGACCGAGGGUUGGACAUCCAGUGUGCGGCAUAACCUUAAUGGCAACAGCCAUCUAUUCAUGCAUGCCGAGCGAGAUGGAAAGGGAUGGUCAUGGCAACUUCGGCCAGGCGCAUCGGUCGAGAAGGAAAAGAAGAGGCGCCCGUCGCCUCCUCCGGCGCCGCCCCAGGUGUCGCAGCCUCCGCCCAAUGUUCCUCAGCAAUAUAUGCCUCCCAUGUCCCACUCGUACGCACCCCCGCCGGUGGCACCAGCCCCAGCGCCCAACCAGCACCAGCACCAGCACUUCCAGUUCCCUUCGAUCCCACCGGCCCCCUUUCCAACACCUGCUGCUCCACAACACUCCAGUCCUUAUCCACCUCCUUCAACGGCACCUGCUCCCGCACCGACGGUGGCUCCGGCCCCCCCUGCGGCCCCGACCCAGGCUCCGGCUACGACUCCAACUCCCAAUCCGGCCUCGAGUGCGACUCCGGCUGCAGCUCCCAAGCCCACCCCUGCUCCUGCCUCCUUUCCCAUCCCGAGUACCAUCCGCAACAGUCUCCCAGCUGCUUUCGCGCAGACCAUUCCCUCAACAUACACCUCUCCCUACGCCUCCGAUACUCCCGCGCAAGGUGCUCAGGCCCGACCAUCACAGACCCCAAGGCCUCCCCAGGGACCGCCGCAGCAUCAGUCACCAUAUCCACCUCAAAAGCCCAUUUCGUCUCACCCACCACACAUCAACCCGCAACCUCAAGCCUUCCCUCCUCCCGCCGGACCCCCAUUCCAACCCAAGCACCAGCCACCCGCGCAGCCCCGGGCGCAGCCGCCUUCUCACCCGCCUCCACAACGGGCCCCACCGUCUCAUCAUCCGCCACCGCAACAACACCCUCUCCCCGGAGGGCCUCCAACUCAUCAACAACCCCAACCGCCUCCCGCUCAGCCAAAUUCGGCACCAUCUGGACCCUCAGAGUCAUCCUCGUUUACUGAACGAGCGAACAAGGCCAUCGAUGACUUUGAGGCUGUUCUGAUGGAGGACUACGAGGACAAGAACUACAUCCGAGAGGUGCUCCGAAGUGCGCGCGCUCGUGUUUUGGGGGCUGCCACGGAAAGUUCAUUCCCUGGCGGCGAGCCUAAAGAUGAGGCCGUCAUCAUGGACGUUCUUGGCAAUCUGGUUGGAAGCCUGAAAGAUGAAUAG